Messenger RNA from Otolemur garnettii (small-eared galago), 5832 nucleotides. It is a transcript of the gene KIF13A, whose product is annotated as kinesin family member 13A. Gene Ontology annotation, molecular function: ATP binding; cell adhesion molecule binding; microtubule motor activity. NCBI's taxonomy places the organism in Eukaryota, Metazoa, Chordata, Mammalia, Primates, Galagidae. The transcript is spliced from 39 exons. Gene Ontology annotation, biological process: regulation of protein localization; microtubule-based movement. Bases 57 to 5354 code for a protein of 1765 amino acids. The record is from RefSeq and is a predicted model, not a curated record. Gene Ontology annotation, cellular component: adherens junction.
GAGGGGCCGCUUCGGGCUGAGCGGGCGCCGCGAGCCGCCCGGCGAGCGCAGCCAACAUGUCGGAUACCAAGGUAAAAGUUGCAGUCCGGGUCCGGCCCAUGAACCGACGAGAACUGGAACUGAACACCAAGUGCGUGGUGGAGAUGGAAGGGAAUCAAACGGUCCUGCACCCUCCUCCUUCUAACACCAAACAGGGAGAAAGGAAACCUCCCAAGGUAUUUGCCUUUGAUUAUUGUUUUUGGUCCAUGGAUGAAUCUAACACUGCAAAAUAUGCCGGUCAAGAAGUGGUUUUCAAGUGCCUUGGGGAAGGAAUUCUUGAAAAAGCCUUUCAGGGGUAUAAUGCUUGUAUUUUUGCAUAUGGACAAACAGGUUCAGGAAAAUCCUUCUCCAUGAUGGGCCAUGCUGAGCAGCUAGGCCUUAUUCCAAGGCUCUGCUGUGCUUUAUUUAAAAGGAUCUCUUUGGAGCAAAAUGAGUCACAGACCUUUAAAGUCGAAGUGUCCUAUAUGGAAAUUUAUAAUGAGAAAGUUCGAGAUCUUUUAGACCCAAAAGGGAGCAGACAGUCUCUUAAAGUUCGAGAGCAUAAAGUUUUGGGACCAUAUGUAGAUGGUUUAUCUCAAUUAGCCGUCACUAGUUUUGAGGACAUUGAGUCACUGAUGUCUGAGGGAAAUAAGUCUCGGACAGUAGCUGCAACCAACAUGAAUGAAGAAAGCAGCCGCUCCCAUGCUGUGUUCAACAUCAUAAUCACCCAGACGCUGUAUGACCUUCAGUCUGGGAACUCAGGAGAGAAAGUCAGUAAGGUCAGCCUGGUAGACCUGGCGGGUAGCGAGAGAGUGUCUAAAACAGGAGCCGCGGGAGAGCGACUGAAAGAAGGCAGCAACAUUAACAAGUCACUUACAACCUUGGGGUUGGUUAUAUCAUCACUGGCUGACCAGGCAGCUGGCAAGGGUAAAAACAAAUUUGUGCCUUAUCGAGAUUCAGUCCUCACCUGGCUUCUUAAGGACAAUUUGGGGGGCAACAGCCAGACCUCUAUGAUCGCCACCAUUAGUCCAGCAGCAGACAACUAUGAAGAGACUCUCUCCACAUUAAGAUACGCAGACCGGGCCAAAAGGAUCGUGAACCACGCUGUUGUGAACGAGGACCCCAACGCAAAAGUCAUCCGAGAACUGCGAGAGGAAGUGGAAAAACUGAGAGAGCAGCUCUCGCAGGCUGAGGCCAUGAAGGCCCCUGAACUGAAGGAGAAGCUCGAAGAGUCUGAAAAGCUGAUCAAAGAACUAACAGUGACUUGGGAAGAGAAGUUGAGGAAAACAGAAGAGAUCGCACAGGAGAGGCAACGACAACUUGAAAGCAUGGGGAUUUCCCUGGAGACGUCUGGCAUCAAGGUGGGGGAUGACAAAUGCUACUUAGUCAACCUGAAUGCAGACCCUGCGCUCAACGAACUUCUGGUUUAUUAUUUAAAGGAUCACACCAGGGUGGGUGCAGACACCUCUCAGGAUAUCCAGCUCUUCGGCAUAGGGAUUCAGCCUGAGCACUGUGAGAUUGACAUUGCAUCCGAUGGAGACGUCGCUCUCACUCCAAAGGAAAAUGCAAGGUCUUGUGUAAAUGGCACCCUUGUGUGCAGUACCACCCAGCUGUGGCACGGCGAUAGAAUCCUGUGGGGAAAUAACCACUUUUUUAGAAUUAAUCUACCUAAGAGGAAACGUCGAGAUUGGUUGAAGGACUUUGAAAAGGAAACGGGUCCCCCAGAACAUGAUCUGGACGCAGCCAGCGAGGCUUCCUCUGAACCAGACUAUAACUAUGAAUUUGCACAGAUGGAAGUUAUCAUGAAAACACUGAAUAGUAAUGACCCAGUUCAAAAUGUGGUUCAGGUCCUGGAGAAACAAUACCUAGAAGAAAAGAGAAGCGCCCUGGAGGAGCAGCGGCUCAUGUAUGAGCGGGAGCUAGAACAGCUCCGCCAGCAGCUGUCCCCGGAGAGGCAGCCGCAGAGCAGCGGCCCCGACCGCCUGGCCUACAGCAGCCAGACAGCACAGCAGAAGGUGACCCAGUGGGCAGAGGAGAGGGACGAACUCUUCCGACAAAGCCUGGCAAAGCUGCGAGAGCAGCUCGUGAAAGCUAACACCUUGGUGAGGGAAGCGAACUUCUUAGCUGAAGAAAUGAGCAAACUUACUGAUUACCAAGUGACUCUUCAGAUCCCUGCCACAAACCUCAGUGCCAACAGAAAGAGAGGUGCAAUAGUGAGUGAGCCGGCCAUCCAAGUGAGAAGAAAAGGGAAGAGCACCCAGGUUUGGACCAUUGAGAAGCUGGAGAAUAAAUUAAUCGAUAUGAGAGAUCUUUAUCAAGAAUGGAAGGAGAAAGUUCCUGAGGCAAAGAGACUCUACGGGAAACGGGGUGACCCUUUCUAUGAAGCCCAAGAGAAUCACAACUUAAUUGGGGUGGCGAAUGUGUUCUUGGAAUGCCUCUUCUGUGAUGUGAAACUUCAGUAUGCAGUUCCUAUCAUCAGCCAGCAGGGGGAGGUGGCAGGGCGUCUCCACGUGGAAGUGAUGCGAGUUACAGGAGCUGUUCCCGAGCGCGUGGUGGAGGAUGACUCUUCAGAGAACUCCAGUGAAAGUGGGAGCCUUGAGGUCGUAGACAGCAGCGGGGAAAUCAUUCACCGAGUCAAAAAACUGACAUGCCGGGUAAAAAUUAAAGAGGCUACUGGGCUGCCCCUAAACCUCUCCAAUUUCGUCUUCUGUCAAUAUACAUUCUGGGACCAGUGUGAGUCUACGGUGGCUGCCCCAGUGGUAGACCCAGAGGUGCCUUCACCACAGUCCAAGGAUGCCCAGUACACGGUGACCUUCUCCCACUGUAAGGUACAGACACUGUGUCCCCAGACAAUGACGUCAUUGCUUGUUGGGGUGUGUUUUUACAGGUGGAAUGAGGUGACUCGAAGAAUAGAAAUGUGGAUCUCCAUUUUAGAAUUGAACGAGUUAGGGGAGUAUGCUGCAGUGGAACUCCACCAGGCAAAAGAUGUCAACACGGGAGGCAUCUUCCAACUCAGACAGGGUCAUUCCCGCAGAGUGCAAGUCACCGUAAAACCCGUCCAGCAGUCAGGGACACUGCCGCUGAUGGUGGAAGCCAUCUUGUCAGUAUCCAUCGGCUGCGUAACUGCCAGGUCCACCAAACUCCAAAGAGGGCUGGACAGCUACCAGAGAGAUGAUGAGGAUGGUGAUGAUAUGGAUAGUUAUCAGGAAGAAGACUUAAAUUGCGUAAGAGAGAGGUGGUCAGAUGCACUCAUUAAACGACGAGAAUACUUGGAUGAACAGAUUAAAAAAGUCAAUAAUAAAAAAGAGAAGACCGAGGAUGACGUGGAGCGAGAAGCCCGGCUGGUGGAGCAGUGGGUGGGGCUGACGGAGGAGAGGAACGCGGUGCUUGUGCCGGCCCCAGGCAGUGGGAUCCCCGGGGCCCCUGCUGACUGGAUCCCUCCUCCUGGAAUGGAAACUCACAUACCAGUUCUCUUCCUCGAUUUGAAUGCGGAUGACCUCAGUGCCAAUGAGCAGCUUAUUGGCCCCCAUGCGUCAGGUGUGAACUCCAUCCUGCCCAAGGAGCAUGGCAGCCAGUUUUUCUACCUGCCUAUCAUAAAGCACAGUGACGAUGAGGUUUCCGCCACAGCCUCCUGGGACUCCUCCGUACAUGACUCUGUUCACUUGAAUAGGGUCACGCCACAGAAUGAAAGAAUUUACCUGAUUGUGAAAACCACAGUCCAGCUCAGUCACCCGGCUGCGAUGGAGUUAGUAUUACGAAAACGGAUCGCAGCCAAUAUUUACAACAAACAGAGUUUCACACAGAGUUUGAAGAGGAGAAUAUCAUUGAAAAAUAUAUUUUAUUCCUGUGGUGUAACCUAUGAAAUAGUGUCCAAUAUACCAAAGGCAACUGAGGAGAUAGAAGACCGGGAAACGCUGGCUCUCCUGGCAGCAAGGAGUGAAAAUGAAGGCACUUCGGAUGGGGAGACGUACAUUGAGAAGUACACGCGCGGCGUGCUGCAGGUGGAAAACAUUCUGAGUCUUGAACGGCUCCGGCAGGCCGUCACGGUCAAAGAAGCACUUUCCACCAAAGCCCGUCACAUCCGGAGGAGUCUCAGUACACCAAAUGUCCAUAAUGUCUCUUCCAGUCGAACAGACCUUUCUGGCUUUGAUGAAGAUGAUAAGGGCUGGCCAGAGAACCAGCUAGACAUGUCUGACUACAGCUCCAGUUACCAAGAUGUAGCAUGUUAUGGAACUUUACCCAGAGACUCACCCCGAAGGAGUAAAGAAGGCUGUACGUCAGAGAAUCCUCAUGCCUUAACCAUCAGCCCUUUUAAAGCAUUCUCUCCUCAGCCACCAAAGUUUUUCAAACCCCUAAUGCCUGUAAAAGAGGAGCAUAAGAAGAGGAUAGCCCUUGAAGCAAGGCCUCUCCUAAGCCAGGAGAGCAUGCCUCCACCCCAGGCACAUAACCCUGGCUGCAUUGUACCCUCAGGAAGCAAUGGCAGCAGCAUGCCAGUAGAACACAAUAGCAAACGUGAGAAGAAGAUUGACUCUGAGGAAGAGGAAAAUGAGCUGGAAGUUAUUAACAGGAAGCUAAUAAACUCGCAGCCUUACGUCCCCGUGGAGUUUGCUGAUUUCAGUGUUUACAAUGCCAGCUUGGAGAACAGGGAAUGGUUUAACUCUAAAGUAGAUUUGACAAACUCACGGGUCUUAGAGAAAGAAGUGUCCCGUAGCCCUACCACCAGCAGUAUUACCAGUGGCUACUUUUCCCACAGUGCCUCCAACGCCACGCUGUCUGACAUGGCAGUCCCUUCCAGCGACAGCUCUGAUCAGCUGGCCAUUCAGGCAAAGGACGCAGACUCCACUGAGCACCCUGGACCGUCCCUGGGACAGGAUUUCAGACCAUCCUCAAACAGAGAGCUGACAGAAGUGGAAAGAGGCUUGGUAAAGGACAAGAUAAUCAUGGUGCCAUUCAAAGAAAACAGUGCCUUAGCUAAAGGGAGCACAUCAUCCCAGAGCAUUCCUGAGAACAACUCCAAAAUCCUGUGCAGGACUGGCUCAUGUUCAGAACUAAACGCCUGCCCCAGCAAAAGUGGCCAGCCGGCCAGAGAAUUCUGCCCUGGGGAGGUGACGGUAGAACACACCACUAACAUCCUUGAGGACCAUUCUUUCACAGAGUUCAUGGGGGUGUCUGAUGGAAAAGAUUUUGAUGGUUUGACAGAUUCUGCUGGAGAGCUUUCAAGUAGGAAGAACGUACCGAAUAAAAUGGACAGCAAGACUGUCUCUGAUGGGCCCCAGGACCCUGGCCAGCUGCAUUACAAGUUAGAGGAUGACAAGGGAGGCAUGACCCCACGGUGAAGGGCAGCAAGCACUUCCUCCUCAGGCCACCAUGUGAAAGCACCAGCCCAUCUUUAAAACAUGCUGCCGCCCAGCUGAACCUCAGACCAGAAGCUGGAGAAGCCAAGCCAUGCACUUCCUGGGCCACCUCCUUUCCCUUCCCCAGCAGGAGAAGCGGCACUUUGUCACUUGGCUGAAUCAGCAACCUUUGCUUUUUUCAUAAAGCAAGAGAACUGUAAAUCCUGGAUUAACUAAGUGGCAGUAUUUUCAUUUGCACUUAAUUACUACACACCUCCACUGUGUAGAAACCUCUACAGAUUCAGACAGACUUUAUUCUUGUACAAUUUUAAUCAAUUCUUACUGUAGAAUCUGGAGUCAAUGCUCCAAUUUGUCUUUUUAUAAAUAAUAUAUAUUAUGUAUAUGAAAUGUGUAUAGUAUGUCUGUUCAGAGACAGACAUGGCUGCACACUAAAAUGUAGAUAAUGGUGAUUUGUAGAAAA